Messenger RNA from Papaver somniferum (opium poppy), 1163 nucleotides. Its product is annotated as high-affinity nitrate transporter 2.1-like. The coding region runs from base 474 to 791 and encodes 105 amino acids. The record is from RefSeq and is a predicted model, not a curated record. NCBI's taxonomy places the organism in Eukaryota, Viridiplantae, Streptophyta, Magnoliopsida, Ranunculales, Papaveraceae. The transcript is spliced from 5 exons.
AAAGGUUCCCGUAUUCUUCUCUUCAUGGUUAUCAAUAAUGUAACCGUUUCAAUUUUCAUUAACUUCCCCCACUCGAUUCUUCUGGAGAAAAAAAAUAAUCCUAGAACAACCGCAUCUAAUUUCCUCAAAACCCCUAUUUCUUUUACAAAAUUUGAAUCGAAUUGACUUCUGAAUCCAACUCACAGAAGCGAGUGGAGAAAUUUGUUCUGUUUUCAACAAGGUCUCUCUGUACAUCUAUCUUCUACCUUGAAUCCAGAGAUACCCAGAUUUCAAGUCUACCUCCAGAGGUUAAAGUCAUUGAAUGGAUUGGGGAUCUGAUUUGUGUUGAAAUCCCCAAGGAAGGACAUUGAGAAAACCGAUUGAAAUUAAUUCUUAUGAGAACUUAAAUUAGUCAGAUUUGAGUAUCAAUCUAUUGAUGGUAUGUCGUAACCAAUUACAGGACAUGGAUAUUUAUACUGCUUUAUGGGUACUCUAUGGGUGUAGAGUUGUCAACUGAUAAUGUCAUCGCCGAGUACUUCUUUGACAGGUUUGACCUAAAGCUGCACACAUCUGGUAUAAUAGCUGGAAAUGACAACUUCUUUGCUCGCCCGAUUGGUGGUACGAGAUUUAGGCAGUAUUUUGGGAUUAGCAAAAGGAACAAGGCUAAAGAAGAUACUAAGGAACAAAGGCAAAGGAACAAGGCUAAAGAAGAUACUAAGGAACAAAGACAAAGGCAAGUGAAUAUGGAUGAUAACUCCUGGAUUUUACAUUCCUAUCUUAGACUAGUAUCCUGGAUUUCUAUAUUUUUUUAAUAAAUUCCGCUACGUAUAAUAAUUUUGGCCCCAUACUGCUGGAGGACAGAAUCUCGUAACUAGAUGCGUCUUGAGUAAUUUAAAGAAGACGACAGCUGCACUUGGAUGUGUUAAUUUUAGCACACCACCAAAUGAAGUUAUCGCUACAAGUAUGGAACCAUGUGUUGGAGAUGGAACACUUUGACCCCAGUGAGACGAUUGAAUGGCCAAAGCAAUAUGUGACUCACGCACUUGGAUGUUAAAUCAACACUUUUUUACCCCUUCUUUGUUGUUUUGUACAUAAAGUAGCUUCCGUAAUUGAAUAUAGAGAUGUUUUGGUUGUUAAGUUGUUAACUGAAUCCAAAGUUAAUUUUAAUAGAAUGGGUUACAUUU